CUAACGUCGCUUAGGAGCGAGAGACGGGGACGGGGGCAGAAAGUUUAGGUAGUGUUAAAACCCGGUUCUGAGCGGCGGUUUCGGGUUUAAACUCGGGUUUAUUCGGCGUUUAGUGCGGGUUUAGCUCAUUAAACCUGGUUUAAGGGCAGAGUAAGGGAGGAAUGCGCGUUUUGGGCGAGUUUACACGAAGUUUUAAGCUGCUGCCGCCGCUGUUUCAUUCAUGACAAGUUUCUCUGACGUUUGUUAGCCUGAAGCUAACUAGGCUAAGCUAACUCAGCUAACUAAGUUAGUUUAGUGACUGUAGCCUGGCUAGUUUUAACUCGACAGCUAGCUUUAGCUAACUGAGCCUCUCUCAGAGGAGAAAUACGCGCUUCACUCGCUGAUUAUCUCUCCUAAAGAAGAAGAAGAAGAAGAAGAAGAAGAAGAAAAUGACGGGCAGAGAAGAGGAGUAUGACUAUCUGUUUAAAGUGGUGCUGAUUGGAGACUCUGGUGUCGGGAAGAGUAACCUGCUGUCCCGUUUUACGCGCAAUGAGUUUAACCUGGAGAGCAAAAGCACCAUCGGUGUGGAGUUUGCCACCCGCAGCAUCCAGGUAGAGGGCAAGACUGUCAAAGCUCAAAUCUGGGACACCGCGGGCCAGGAGAGAUACCGUGCCAUCACCUCAGCAUACUACCGUGGUGCAGUGGGUGCUCUCCUGGUGUACGACAUCGCAAAGCAUUUGACGUACGAAAAUGCAGAGCGUUGGCUGAAGGAGCUACAGGACCAUGCUGACAGCAACAUCGUCAUCAUGCUGGUGGGCAACAAAAGCGACCUGCGGCACCUGAGGGCCGUGCCAACAGACGAGGCCAAGGCAUUUGCAGAGAAACAUGGGCUUUCUUUCCUUGAGACUUCUGCUUUGGACUCUUCUAAUGUAGAGCUCGCUUUUCAAACCAUUCUUACAGCAAUCUAUCGCAUCGUUUCUCAGAGGCAGAUAUCAGGGCGUGGCGAAGCUGAUUUCUCCCCCAACUCCAACGUAGUGCCCAUCACAGUGCAGCCCACCCAGAGCUCCGCCAAGCAAACCGUCUGCUGCCAGAACAACUGAGCAGCCACCACAGCACCACGGGAUCAUGGGUAAAACCGACAUCAGGCUGGCCACAAGCUGCAGGAUGAGUCUCGCACACGUACAAGUCACUCACUAUGCAGCCUGUCAUUAGCACAUGCAACAAGCUUUAUCGGUUAUGCCCUUAAUUUAGCAAUUUAUAAGCUUUAACGGUGGAGAUGGAGAGAAAGGAACAAGGAUUUUUUUUUAUAUAAAUCUGAACUGGACUGAUAUAUAUUCAAAUAGUUCUGUAUAUUUUCUCACUAGUUCGAGAUUACACUGGGAAAAACAUGUUUUUAUGCACUUUUGUCAAAAAUAAGAAAAAAAACAAAGCAAAAAAACUAGUUACAAACAAAAUGCUGGAAAAUACAAUAUGCAGUGGUACUCAAGAGAAAGCAGACACUGUUUUUAUUAUAACAGUUUUAGAUAGAAAUGGAGGACACUACAGUGAAUGAAAUGAAAGUCUGUGCAUAUUAUUUUAUUAUUAUUAUUAUUAUUAUUAUUAUUAUUAUUAUUAUUAUUAUUAUUAUUAUAACAACCAUUACACCUUGAGUCUAUUAAAGGGAAGGAUGCCCAAUAUUUAAUGGCAUCCUUGAACAAGGGAAACACAAAACAAUUCAGAAUUUAUCUCAUGAUGUCCUCCUCUAUAUUGUGUCUUUGUUUUUUUUUUAAAGCUCAAGUAGUAAAGUGACCUCUUUUUAUUUAAUACAUUAAAAUAUCAGAGAUUAUUUUGUUGAGAUUAAAUGGUGAGAGCCUGUGGAUUUAAAAAAAAAAACACAUCACAGCAGAUUUGUUGUCUCGUGGUGAUGUUAAUUUGUUGUUCUGCCUACAUUUAAGACUUUCUUUUAUUUAUGGGUUUAUGAAUUUAUUGUAUGUCAAUAAUUAAUACUGUGUUCUGUACAUAGGACACAGCUUACUAGGGAUGCACCGAUAUGAAAAUGUUUGUUCGAAACCAAAACUAUGAGUUAUGAAAUUAUGAAAUAAAAAAACAGAAAUUGUACAGAUUUUUUUUUUUUCAUUUUGUUUAAAUGUUUAAAUUAAAUAAGCUAAAUUAGUUUUUGUUUUGCUUUUUAAAGUAAAAACAAUUAAUAAACUAUACAAGACAAUUUAAAUCAAAUAUCUAUUGGACGCCGAUCUCAGCAGACAACAAAGCACAAUAUAACUGAAUAAAUAAUUCAGUGUUUUUAGUUAUUUGGCCAAACAUUUAAAAUAUUUUGCCCUUUUCAGACAAAUAAUUUUGAAUAUUCUAAUAUCUGGUGCAUCCCUACAGUGUACUCUGAGCUUAAAGUGUCUGUCAUUUUAAGUUAUUCGACAGCUUUGCUUCACAUGUUCAAUAGAGAUGAUUGUUAGUUUAUACUUCACAUGCUGUAAAUGAUGUACUUGGAAACAUGCACAAUUAGCACAAAUUUUUCUUUUUCUUUUUUCUUUUCAGUGGUUUUGUUGAGAUUGUCUUGAUGAAUGGAUUUAAAUGGAUCUGUCAUGCAUUAACGUCUUUUUUGGUGUUCUUCUUUCGGUAAUAGUGAUUUCUAUCCUAUUUUGUUUCCCCCUUGCGGCUAGAAAACAGAGAGGCAGGGACUAAGACCCAGGCAGGAAGCAGGCGCUCUCAGGCUGGAGGCUCAUCCUCUAGGUGGAUGUAUUAUGUUGCAGGAUUGAGCAACAGUGGCGCUGGGAGCUGCUCACUGAGGAGUUUCUGAUGUACUGGAAGGGGCUUGUCUUACUGUAAGUGAAAUCCUCAUUGACCACCACUAUGAUCUGCCAUAUGUAACCUGAAGAGAGCCAUACCCUCCGGGAUCCCUGUUAAUUGUGUCCCAUCUCUCUCUCUCUAGCAAGCACUCCCUCGCUCUUUCUAGUUCUAGUAAUUGUGGAAAAAUAGCUAGGUGGUGUGGUCAAAAGGGUUCAGGGCUAAAUUUGUAGGUCAGGUUAGGAAAAGGAAAGUGCACUGUGGGGAAAGUCGUAUAAUCAUUGUUUACCAACAGUAACAAGCUAUUUAAUCUACUUCAGAAAAUACUGCACAAUCACAGUCUGCCACACCUAAAUCAUAUUGCUACUUUCAUGCAAAAUCCUUGUAUCUCCCUCUUAAAUCUUUCUUAAUCAUUCUGCUUAGAGAACAUUUUGAGUCUCUAUAUCUUAUUACAGUAAGGUGUUGAACUUGACCCAACCUGUUUGUACCAUCUCUACUAAUCAUUAGAGCAUUUAAAAAAGAGUACUUUUUAAAAAUAUGAUGCUUAUACAAGUGUUUGUCUGUAAAUCACAGUCCACACUUUUUAAGAUAAGCAUAUUUUUACCAGCAUAUUACAGUUAACCUGAUUAAAAAGUCAUAAAAUUAAUAGCUUACAUGUUAUUCUGCUUGAUUAUUAUCAUUUAUCUGUAUUUAUGUUUUAUGUUCAGAUUUCUUAUCACACAGUGUGACCUCAAACGUUUGGCAGUGGUAUAUUGAGAAUUAAUUUGCAAAAUUGUUUAAAAAUGCUAUUUUUUAAACAUAUAUUUAUCUGAUUUUGAAAAUGAACAAAUUGAUUUUAUUAAUAACCCAACUACUUAAACUGUCGAGUACAUAAAGGGUUAACUAUUUGACGAACCCUGGCUUUAUCAUUCUGUUAAUAAUGCAGAAACUACUGUGAAUUAUUUGGUGAAACAUCAUUAUAUUUAGCGGAGACCCACAUGGUUCUAUUUUAGGGCCUAUAAUACUGAUGACACUUAUAAGAGUGAUGCAGAUAUAAGGGUUAAUAAUUGAAGUGUAGGACUAUGUCAACUUUGAAUGGAAGGCAAUGUAAAAUAAUGUUAUACUAAUAUACAAAUUUAAGUAAUUUUGGCACAUUUCUGUAAGUCCAUUAACAACAAAAUUCAGACAGAGUGUAAAGAAGAAAUUAUUAUAGAGAUACAAGGUUCUUGCAUGACAGCAACGGUACAUGAUUUAAAGGCAUUUUCAGGUUCUUAGUAAAAAGGGAAAAAAAAGAAAUACUUGUUGACUUUAAGUGACAGUUAUAAUAGGAAACAGUGGGUGUGGCAGGUGUUAAAGUGACCAGAAAUACUCUUGAGAUUAAGCUAAAAAAUUCUAAUAAAAAUAAAGAAGAGACCAUAUACUGUGUAAAGUAUGUAUACGACCUGUGUUAACUGUGUUUAGCAGUGAUCACAGAUUAUUGCUCAUUUUUACAACAGUUUUCCGUGUAUUCCUGUUUUAUGUACAACACCUAACAAAAACGAUUUUCAUACAGAGUUAAUUUUAUGCUUUCUUUAAUAAAGACUGUUCUUAAUAAAACAAUCGCUGCAUCAGAGCUUCAAGUAGGGUGCAACAAUACCUUUCACCCAAUAAUAAUAAUAAUAAUAAUAAUAAUAAUAGUUGUAACAAAAAUAAUAAUAAUAGUUUCAGUUUAAAAGGGCAAUAAGGUUUGUUGGGUUUGUUUUCCCAGAACACUAAUGGAAAAUUACAUACUAUUCCACUGCACUGAGAGCGGAACAUUACAUGGUGAUGUGAAAUUAAGGCUCACAGCAGUCUAUAAGCUGGGGCUGUAUAAAAUGCCAUUCUUUCCUGUGGUAUUCAGCAGAAAUAUGCACCUUACAUCUUAUUGUGCUCACAUAACUGGACGUGUGGCCGACCAUGUGACCCUGAAUGAAAAUGCCUUGGACAAGUUAAAUAAGACAAAGGAAAAAAGAGAAAAUGUGACUUUGCUGUUUCUGUUAGCACUAGUGGUGGUGUUCACACUGGACGGGAUGGAAGAGUGUUAUGUUGUUUUUUUGGUUAUUUUAUUUCUGUGUAAUAUAAAUAAAGUGUAUAUUUGCGCUUGCCUCA
Messenger RNA from Astyanax mexicanus (Mexican tetra), 4863 nucleotides. RefSeq names its product RAB11a, member RAS oncogene family, like (gene rab11al). The record is from RefSeq and is a predicted model, not a curated record. Gene Ontology annotation, biological process: neurotransmitter receptor transport, endosome to postsynaptic membrane; melanosome transport; exocytosis. The transcript is spliced from 5 exons. Gene Ontology annotation, cellular component: transport vesicle; axon; postsynaptic recycling endosome. Gene Ontology annotation, molecular function: GTP binding; GTPase activity. The coding region runs from base 429 to 1079 and encodes 216 amino acids. Lineage: Eukaryota; Metazoa; Chordata; Actinopteri; Characiformes; Acestrorhamphidae.